This is a messenger RNA of Lutra lutra (Eurasian river otter), 3465 nucleotides long. It is a transcript of the gene HBEGF, whose product is annotated as heparin binding EGF like growth factor. NCBI's taxonomy places the organism in Eukaryota, Metazoa, Chordata, Mammalia, Carnivora, Mustelidae. Bases 1388 to 2011 code for a protein of 207 amino acids. Gene Ontology annotation, molecular function: heparin binding. The transcript is spliced from 6 exons. The record is from RefSeq and is a predicted model, not a curated record. Gene Ontology annotation, biological process: epidermal growth factor receptor signaling pathway; positive regulation of cell population proliferation; positive regulation of mitotic nuclear division.
CAGACCCCUGCAAAAGUGGGGAUGGAGAGAGACAGUGGGGGAUAGCCUGGGUAUAAAUAGGAGGCCUGUUUUUAUCUCUACACAUGGGCUGAAUCAGGCAAGCAGCUCUAUUUGGCACAAUUUGAGGGCUCUGAAUGCCAACCCAGCCCUGUGUCACACAACUCCCUCCCCAGCAUGUCUCUGGGAGCUGAAAUAUCUACUGGGAGAGUCAUUUCUUUGGGUCAGAACAUUGACAGCAGAAGACCCCUGGAAAAAUACAUAGGUUGGAGGAGCAACACAUUAGUCUCCUGGCACUUGUUGAACAUAGCAACCUAGGCUAGCUAGCUGGUUCCUAUGGGAGAGGGUCUCAGUUUUGAUGUUGGGGAAGAAGGGUGUUCCAAGAUGGAAUACUAUGAGGCACGUUGCACAACCAUUGUCUCUCUGAUCCCAGAAGCCUGGGAAUUAUAAUCCAUAGUUCAAAAAUCUUAAUGGUUUUGAGACUGUGUUCCUUGGAAGAAAUGUGGAGGGAAGCCACUCCAGCAGCUAGAAUACUAACUUCCUUUGCUUUUGCUGGAUUGAUACCAAGUGCCUGCAACUGCAACUCCCGUUACUUUGGGCUCGGGAGACCUGCUGGCAUUCAUGUGUCCAAUUUUUAAAUGAUACAUGAAUUAAUUAUUUACUAUCUUCUGUGUUGCUAUGCAAAGACGCGAGUGUUACCCUUCAGAAGGUGACAUGGGUGCAGAUCCCUGGUGUGGAGCAGGGAUGGCUGGAGGGGACCAGGCCUGGAACAGGGGGAAGGAACGAGGGGUGUCCAAGGACAGAGCUCAGCUCGGCAGUCACAAGGCUGCAGCGCGACAAGCGUUUGGGGAAGGUAGGAACUGGUCCCCGCCACCUGCCGGUCAGCACUCCUUCCCACAGUCAGGCAGCGGGACCCUGGCCUGGUCCCAAAAUAUGUGAGCGCAGCCUCCUACUCCCGCCCCCUUCCCCACCGCCGCGCCCGCGGAGUGGGGGGCUGCGGGGGCUGCGCGGCCGGCGCCGGGAGCCGGGCGAGCUGCCCAGCGCGGGAGGGGGGAGGGGGGGCGGGGCGGAGCUUCAGCUCCUCCCGGAGCCUUAUUCCCAGCCGCGCUCCCGGGAGCCUUCAGUCGACUGAGGGACCUGCGGGCGGCCGGUGGCUCGCCUGACUGAGACACCAGGGGCUUGGGCGGGCGGACGGACAGAGCGAGCAGACAGACGCCCAGCGGCCGCCAGCUCCACGCAGGUCCCUGCUAGGCUUGCACCCAGAGGCCGCCGGCACACCGAAACCGGCCGAAUCUCCUGCGCUCCGCCCGCCCCGGCUCCCGUGCCAGCGCCCCGUGGCCGCCGCCUCCGAAGUGAUUGCUGCCUCGCCGCCUCCGCCGCGUCUAGGACCAUGAAGCUGCUGCCGUCGGUGGUGCUGAAGCUCUUUCUGGCUGCAGUGCUCUCGGCGUUGGUGACUGGCGAGAGCCUGGAGCGGCUUCGGAGAGGGCUGGCAGCUGGAACCGGCAACCUGGACUCUCCCACCGAAUCUACAGACCAGCUACUGGCCCCGGAAGGCGGCCGGGGCAGGGAAGUCCUGAACUUAGAAGAGACAGACCUGGACCUUUUAAGAGCUUUCUCCUCGAAGCCACAGGCUCUGGCCACACCCAGCAAGGAGGAGCGUGGGAAAAAAAAGAAGAAAGGCAAGGGGUUAGGGAGAAAGAGAGACCCUUGUCUUCGGAAAUACAAGGACUUCUGCAUCCAUGGUGAAUGCAAAUAUGUGAAGGAGCUCCGGGCUCCAUCCUGCAUCUGCCACCCCGGUUACCACGGAGAGAGGUGCCAUGGGCUGAGCCUCCCAGUGGAAAAUCGCUUAUAUACUUAUGACCAUACAACCAUCCUGGCUGUGGUGGCCGUGGUGCUGUCGUCCGUCUGUCUGCUUGUCAUCGUGGGGCUUCUCAUGUUUAGGUACCAUAGGAGAGGAGGUUAUGAUGUGGAAAGUGAAGAGAAAGUGAAGUUGGGCAUGACUACUUCCCACUGAGAGAGACCUGUGCUCAAGGAAUCUGCAGGACGACUGCUACCUCUGAGAAGGCACAGCUGAUCGUAGACUCUGCAGAGGGAAAGUACGUCACAGCUAGUCAGGAAGACUCCUUCGUUCCCGGUUGCUGUCUAGAUUGGGCCUCCCAUAAUUGCUUUGCCGAAAUACCAGAGCCUUCAAGUGCCAAAUGGAAUAUGUCAAAAUGGGAUCUUGGUCAGAAGAAAGCAAAAGCGAGAGGCCUUCGUGCCCUUCUGAUUCCCCUCCUCUAAACUUCACGUAUCCCCAUAAGUUCGUUUAAACAAUUACCUUCUGGAUUCAGAUGCCAGUUAAAUUCCAUAUGCUCCAGGAUCAUUGACUGAUAAAAAAGAAGAAGGAGAGGAUGAAAGAAAACUUUGUGGAUGGGAAGAAAGUAACAAAGAUUGAGAAGCCAUGAACUCAUGCGGCCACCAAGGGAUCGGCCAUUUGGAGCCUCUAGCGCAGGAUUUGACGAGCUAACUGUGAAAUACAACAAGCCCGAGAACUCUGAAUUUUGGGACUUCUACCCAGAUGGAAAAGUAACAACUAUUUUUUGUUCGUUUGUUUGUAAAAUGCCUCUUAAAUUAUAUAUUUAUUUUAUUCUAUGUAUGUUAAUUUAUUUAGUUUUUAACAAUCUAACAAUAAUAUUUCAAGUGCCUAGUCUGUUACUUUGGCGAUUUCCUGGCCCUCGACCUUGUAUACCCCACCACUUGGCUCAGCGUUGCACCCCUCUGCCACAACUCCAAGGUGGGUAAUAUGCUGGGGUAAUAUGCUCUCUGUCCACGUUUCCGAAGAUCUUCCACAAUCGCAGUACCACAGCGGGAGGUCAGUAGAGUCAAGAUAAAGGAGUUAACCUUGUCAGAUCCUCUCUAUGAGUUGGACUGCGGUCUUGCCUAGGCGAUAUUGUCUACCGUUUGUGUUUUGAAAGCCCAAGGUGCUGACGUCCAAGCAUACCGACAGAUAUUGGUGUUUGCCUGUGUCCUGUCCCUGCCAAAUCUCAUAAGAGAUUGGACUUCCAUGCCCGCAGCUCUCCUGACUCCUCAACCCCGACGGCCCCAGGCCCACAGAGUGGGAACUCCCUCUCCCCUGUGUCGAAACAUUUCUCUUACUCCUGCCAUUCUUCUGGUGCUACUCCAUGUGGGGGUCAGUGCAGCAGAGGAUAAUCUAGAGAAGAUUUUAGCAACAAAAAAAGGCUGAGGAGGAGCAGGAAACACUGGAGCCGACUGUUCUUGUUGACUGAUGAUCUACCAAUUACUACAGAGUUUGGAGGUGAGGAGGGCUUUUGUGUAAACCCACCCACCUCACCGAAAACUAAAAAGGUAUGCUGUCAUGGUCCCUUCUGGAAGUUUCUGGUGCCAUUUCUGAACUGUUACAACCUGUAUUUCCAAACCUGGUUCAUAUUUAUAUUUUGCAAUUCAAAUAAAGAUAACCCUUACUCCAUA